AUGAGUAAUUUCUCCCCGCUCGAGAUUCCUCUCUUUUCCGAUUUCCCAUUGAGGCCGCAGGAACUCGAACAGCCGCCUCCACCCUUACCACUUUACGACUUUACACGCCUUCCUAACCCACCCGACGACUGGUCACAUUUCAAUACCAAGUUUUCAUCUGUUGCACAUGGCUCCAGUCGUUCCUUGAAGGCCCCGCAGGUGCAAGUGUUGAUGAAGCAUUACUUCUGGGGAAUCCACUAUGAGGAACCGACUAAGACUCCCAUGACAAUGAGAAAGAAGUCAAAUGUCAAGCUUCAACAUAUGUUUUUGUUCAAGCUCAUCUACUACAUGCAAGAACGCCAUCGUCCGAAGACUUGGGCAGAUAUGCUCGAUGUUAACCGAGAUACUGGGCCACGACUCUUGAGAUACGACCUCGAUCCGCGCCCAAAGCCAUUCAGUAGGUGGUACAAUUCUCUUCCGGAUGUGAACACAGUUAUCUUGAAUGCAUACAUACGCCCUCAGGAUGCGCCACCGGAUAUGCCCGACUAUCUUAUUCAACAGUUUAUGUACUCCGCCGACAGCUUACACACACCACCUCCACCAUCUCCAGCGUCAACACUCGCUGUGCAACAGGAGGAAAUCCUUCGUAUGAACUUGUUGCAACACAUGAACCCAGGAGUCGAGAUUACACCGGCCUAUUUAUUGACCGAAACGCCGAGUCAGAAGAUAACGGGCCCUGCACCAGGUCAAAAACGGAGUGCAGAGGACAACGAGGAACCCCGUAGCAAGCGCGCAAGACAGAUUUCACCCGGUGCUCCUGCUUACAGAGAUCACUUUCAUUACCCCACUUCGGCAUACCAAGAGCCUGUCUUUGCUGCUGAUGAAAUCACAACUUUCACCUGGACGCCUGCUCUAGUACCUUCCGAUAAAGUGACCCCCAUUGGAAGGCACCAAUUGAGCCCCAUUGUCCCGAAAGCUUCCAGCCCGCUUGACACGCAAGCGAUUACGGACGCCGUGGAACGAACUGUGAUGCAGAUCGUGUAUGCAGAUUUGGACCGUGAUCCCAGCAUUCCGUCUACUGGAAAACCUAUUCGCCACGGGACCGCCUAUUCUUAUAAGGAUAUGCUCACGAUGAAACUUGGGUCAUUCCCCACCACGGCGAGUGUCAAGUUGUCCCCAUUGACCUUCGAUUGGGAUCCGAAUGGCACUAUAUUUCCGGUCCGGGGCCGCGGCCCUAUCUGGGAUUCAAUGUCCUGUGCAACAGAUGCUGUUAUUGUAGCGGGAAUGCUACUCGAUGCUGGCUGUACCAAGAUAGAUCGUGCAAACAAUCGAGCAGCUGAGUUCAAAGAUAUCGAAAAAGCAUUCAUCGAAGUGACAAUGGCGAGUUGGGAGACCUUCGACGAUAAAACUUCUAUAUUUGUGCGUGACGAGUGGCUCCGUAUGUUUUCCGAUGGCUCAACCGGCUUGAAAAUGGGACAACCGAUUCCUCCUUGGGCGGUAUGGUCAGUGGCCACGAGAAGCUUCGCUCAAUUCCGCUAUUUCCACGUGGAGCGAGUGACCCCUUGCAAAUGCCAGUGUGCAAUGCCAUUCUACAACUCCCACCAAGGGUCCUGCAUUCUACCUGGCUACCAAACUGGCGAUGAAAAAGGAGUAGAGUUGCAAGAGUUGAUCGAGCGAUGUUUCUACCCACGCAAGUCCUUCAAGUGUGAUAAGUGUGGUGAUCCGACGGGAGUUACUGGAGAACGAAAGAUCGGUCAACUCCCUCUGCGUCUUGUGGUAACCUCUGAUAUCAAGACUCGAAUCCGAAAUCACACAGAGAAUCUCAGAUUCAAUUACAUAGACUAUGAAGACAAACCACAGGUUGCACACUAUCGUUGGAUUGGUGGAAUCUAUAACAACGAAUCGCAUGCUCGUUUAUUCUGGACAGAUACGAAACGAGGCGAGAAAGAUAAUGGGAAUAUUAUGAUGUACGACAGCCAAGUCAACUCUGGGGUUCUCAUCGGUGGAAUCCCAGCAUUUCAGCCUGACGAAAAAGUGCCCACUGAAUGGGUCAACCAUUAUGCCAUUCCGCUCCUUUUCUACGAGCGAAUCAUGAAUCCCACCAUCGAGCUUUUGCACAAGGCCAACAACACGUUGAUAGAGAUGGCCAAUUGCGUGAGCGAGAACAAGAGCGUUUUCGAAGAACACAUCCCUUGGGAGCGAUCGGAUCCUCCACCGCAGCGGGAGUCAUGGCCUCGUAUACUUUCAUACAAUGGUGAGCGCUUCAGCAAUUUUAAUCCCGGCUGGGCAACAGCGAAAGUAUCCCCCAACCCAGCCUCUGAAGAGACUGCCAUAUCCGCUCUGCCACUCGGUCACAUUGAUUCGGCGCUUCUUGAUCCACUGGUCAUUGACCAAUCACUCCUUGAUCCGGGCCUUUGGUCCAUCACCACAGCUCCGGAGUUCGAGUUGUCCUCGUUCAUGGACAUGACCGGCCUUCAUGACCUAUCGAGCAAUGGUCAAGGCAUAAUAAAUGUGGACCCCAAGAACCAUAUAUUCCAGUCAAUGAUGCAGAGUCCACGCUGGCUUCAACAUCCUGACAUGUGGCCUUCGGGUCUACCUAGUGAGGAAGGAGCUUUGGACUUCCCUGAUCUGCCUAUGUCACCCCAGCUGGGCAAUCGCAGGGGCACUGGGUCGUCAGAUAUUAGCAUGCCAGAUGCGGAGACUAUUCCUGAGCUUCGAAAUCGACAUUUCCGCAUUACUCACGGUAAUGAGCUCAAGAGGUCGGCGAUGACAAACUACGCUAUUUCGAAGCAGGCCCUGAGUCCAAGGGAGAAGCAGGCCCUACGUGCAGGUGAAUUCAACUCAAGCCAGAGAUUUAGUGAUGUAGAAGACGAGGAAGAAGAGGACGAACUCGACCUAGAGAAGAUGCAAAAGAAACAGGACCACGAUCGAAAAAGAAGAGAGGAGCGGAACAAACAAAAAGAGCUCGAUCCAAAGAAAAAACAACAAAAUGAAGGUGAAGUACGGGAGAAAGACUCAAGAUGGACUAAAGAGGAACAAUAUAAACAGCAAAGAGAAAAGGAAGAACAGAAGAAACAGGGAGAGGAGAGGCCGAAGGUAUCAAGAAGACCAGGAUUGAGGAAUUCGAGGAAGAAGAACACCGAUCCAACAUGGAAGCCUGGUGACAGUGAUGCAGAUGAUGCAGAUUUGCCUUGA
This is a messenger RNA of Penicillium psychrosexuale, 3174 nucleotides long. RefSeq lists its product as uncharacterized. Lineage: Eukaryota; Fungi; Ascomycota; Eurotiomycetes; Eurotiales; Aspergillaceae. The record is from RefSeq and is a predicted model, not a curated record. The transcript has a single exon. Bases 1 to 3174 code for a protein of 1057 amino acids.